Molecule: messenger RNA, 6446 nt
Organism: Betta splendens (Siamese fighting fish)
Lineage: Eukaryota; Metazoa; Chordata; Actinopteri; Anabantiformes; Osphronemidae
Product: NACHT, LRR and PYD domains-containing protein 3-like
Exons: 10
Coding region: 1313-4705 (1130 amino acids)
Molecular function (GO): protein binding
Source: RefSeq, a predicted model, not a curated record
GUUGCUAACUUACUUGGCACUACCACAACCCUCACACUGCCCCAACAAUGUUCUCUGGUGCUGCUCCAUGGACAACAUUUCCUCUUUGACUUCUCGCUCUCCCAGUCGGCUCCUCUGCUCCUUCCUUUUACUUGCUCUAUUGUUUUUGUGAAACCCCCACUUCACUGAUUUCUUUCCUCUUCCUGGUGAAUAUUAGAGUUUUAGUUUUUCCUACUGAACCUUUAAAUUGCCAUCAAUGUGAUUGUUCUUCAACCACAUUCAGUGCCUCAUGUGUCUUUUGUUUAAUACGUCUGAUGUUUCUUCCUCUAUUCUGCAGCGCUCCAUCAAAUAAACAAGAAUCAGUUUAUAUAAAAACCUCAUUUAUCCAGAUAGAAACAGUAGUGGACUAAUGCCACCAACCUGAGGGAACAUUAUCUACCAGAUACUUUACAGACACAGUCUUCCACCUCUGACCUGAAUAAAUGUGUUAAUAACAAAUCUUUGUUCUUCCUGAAAUUCCUGUUGUCUUUACUUUAUUCACAAGUCCCUCCAUCCAAACUAUGAUGCUCUUUCUCUACUGCCAUAACUGAUUCCUUCUAUCAAACAUACACUCGGGUCCAUGGAGCCUCUGUCUCCUGAAUCCUCUGACAAGGGGACAGACUUCCCUUUGUUUCCAGGUAACAUGUCAGUCUGUCAGUGAUCGUUCUGUCCUUUAUCUGACUUAGAUUUGACGUUAGAGCUGUUGGCCUCUAGUUUACAAGUCAUAAUGGAUUCUUCCCUGGUUUCCUAAUAAGAAUAAUCUCUGCUUCCUUCCAUCCAAACCCUGAUACUGCUCUUGUCAUUUAUUGACAGUUAAUGAAGGAUCCACCAGCAUCAGCACUUCUCUCCAGAACUCCAGCAUGGGCUGUUCUAGUCAUCCUUCUGCCUUUGUCUUACUUACUAUUUGGACUUCAGGGAAACUUGAUUGUGUUUUGGUAUAAACGUCGCCAUCUGGUGGACAACGACAGUCAUUGACGCAUGAGUUCAUAGCAGAGGAGAGUUUGUGUGACGUGCAGCUACGAGGGAGUUUUGCCUUUUAUUAUAUAACUGAAAGGUUGAAGGAGACACUAAACAUUUUCACAGUGAGAUAUUGUUUAGUUCAAGUGUUGAACAGACGUUGAAUGUUCAAACAUUAACGUUUGGUUUAAUCUAGGGCUCCUGACGUCUUGACGUCGUAAAGAAGGGGAGGAGCCAGUGAAACAAAGCGGGACUAAGUUUAACUUCCUGAUUUAGAGAGAACAGAGCAGAAGGAGCGUAUUAAACACCAAGAAGAAUAAAAGUUGAGGGGGGAGUCAUGAUGACAUCAGAGAAGCUGUUAAACAUUCUAGAAGACUUGAAAGAUGAGGAAUUCUCUAAAUUCAACUGGUUCCUGCAGCAGCCUGGAAGCCUGGAAGGAUUCACAACCAUUAAAGCAAGUCGACUGGAACACGCAUCACCAUGUGACACAGUGGAUGUGAUGGUGCAGACGUACAGACCUUGUGGAGCAGUGGAGGUGACCCGGAAGGUUUUAGAGAAGAUCAGCAGGAACGACCUGGUGCAGAGUUUGUCUGACAGCAGCUCAGAACCAGGAGGUGAGUCACACAAAGAAGAUGUGAUGGUUCCAGUACUAGAGCCACGGCCCAUCACAUAUUACCAGCAGAUGCUUCAAUCAAACCUUCAAGACAAGUUUCUGUGUAUGAGAGAAGGUUGGUCAGAUAACGACCAACUUCUGGAUGACAUCUACACAGAGCUGUACAUCACAGCUGGGCUGGAUUCACACAUCAACACACAGCAUGAGGUCCAACAGGUUGAGACAACACAGCAGAAGCAAAGAUCAGCAGAGGAGCCAGUGAAGCCCAGUGACCUGUUCAAACAUCUCCCUGGUAAAUACAGACGCAUUAGAACAGUGUUGACCAAUGGAAUCGCUGGGAUUGGAAAAACGGUCCUUGUGAACAAGUUUGUGUUGGACUGGACCCAACAAAUGUCCAAUCAAGACGUGCAUCUAAUUUUCCCCUUCACCUUCCGUCGGCUGAAUCCACUGAAGGGACAGAAGUUUAGUUUGUCAGAGCUCAUUCAUGAAUGUAUCCCAGAAACUGAGUCCAUCAGUCUUGGGGCUCUGAAUUACAUCUUUACACAUCUACAGUCAUCAGGAAACAGCAACUAUGACAAGAGCAGGUUUAAACUUCUGUUUGUGUUGGAUGGACUGGACGAGAGUCGCCUCCAACUGGACUGUAGCACCAGUGAGAAGGAGACGGGUCAACGUGACGUCACAGAGUCCACCUCUGUGGAUGAGCUGCUGACAAAACUCAUCAGAGGAAAACUACUACGCUCUGCUCGCAUCUGGAUCACCACACGACCUGCAGCAGCCAAUCAGAUUCAUAGAGACUUUGUCGACGUGGUGACGGAAGUCAGAGGGUUCACUGACCCACAGAAGGAGGAGUACUUUAGGAAAAGAUUCACAGAUGAGGAGCAGAGCAACAGAAUCAUGUCCCACAUCAAGACGGCACGAAGCCUCCACAUCAUGUGCCACAUCCCAGUCUUCUGCUGGAUCACUGCUACGGUUCUGGAGAAUCUGCUGGAAACCAAAGAGGGAGAAGAGCUGCCCAAGACCCUGACGGAGAUGUACGCAGAGUUCCUGGGGUUUCAGAUGGAUCGGACUAAAGACAAGUACGGACCAGAACAGAGCAGCAACUACAUCAAGUCAUUAGCUAAACUGGCUUUUAAGCAGCUGCUUAAGAGAAAAUUAAUCUUCUAUGAGGGAGAUCUGAAAGAGAGUGGCAUCGAUGUCAGUGGAGCCUCAGUGUGUUCAGGAGUGUUCACAGAGAUCUUUAAACAGGAGCGAAGGAGGAAAGCCAAGAACAAGAUGUUCAGCUUUGUUCAUCUAAGCGUUCAGGAGUUUCUGGCUGCUGUUCACAUGAUGCUCUGUUACACCAACGGGAAGAUGGAGGAGCUGGAGAACUUCCUAGGAACCUCCAAUGCUGCUCUGGAUGUUGUCCUGAGUAUAACCAUGAAGAAAUCCCUCCAGAAUCCAAGUGGCCAUCUGGACCUGUUUGUUCGCUUCCUUCAUGGCCUCUGUCUGGAGUCCAACCAGAGAAUCUUAGGAGGUUUGCUGGGUCACACCGAGAACAGUCCAGAAACCAUCCAGACAAUCAUCAACAACCUGAAGAUGAUGGGCAGUCACUCUCCAGACAGAAACAUCAACAUCUUCAACUGUCUGAUGGAGAUGAACGACCACUCAGUCCAUCAGCAGAUUCAAGAGUUCCUGAAGUCAGAGAACAGAUCAGAGAAGGAACUCUCUGGGAUCCAGUGCUCAGCUCUGGCCUACAUGCUGCAGAUGUCAGAGGAGGUUCUGGAUGAGUUGGACCUGAACCAGUACAACACAUCAAAAGAGGGGCGACUGAGACUGAUCCCAGCUGUGAGGAACUGCAAAAAGGCUCAACUUUCUGGCUGUGGACUCACAAAGACUCACUGUGAAGUUGUGGCCUCAGCUCUGAAGUCCAACUUGUCACAUCUGGCACAUCUGGAGCUGAGUAGCAAUGACCUGCAGGACUCAGUGGAGGUUCUGUGUGCUGGACUGGAGAGUCCUCACUGUCGACUGGAGACUCUGAGAUUGAGUGGCUGCAGUUUGUCAGAGUUCAGCUGUGAUUCUCUGAUCUCAGCUCUGAAGUCCAACCCGUCACAUCUAACAAAACUCGACCUGAGUAACAACGACCUGCAGGAUUCAGGAGUGAAGCAGCUGUGUGGUUUUCUGGAGAGUCAUCACUGUGGACUGGAGACUCUGAGACUGAGUGUGUGUGACCUGUUAGAGCGAAGCUGUGAAGCUCUGUCCUCAGUUCUCAGCUCUCAGUCCUCUUGUCUGGGAGAACUGGACCUGAGUAACAACAACCUGCAGGAUUCAGGAGUGAAGCUACUGUCUGCUGGACUGAAGAGUCCUCACUGUCGACUGGAGACUCUCAGGCUGUCAGGCUGUCUGCUCUCAGAGGAAGCUUGUGUCUCUCUGGCCUCAGCUCUGAGCUCCAACCCCUCCCAUCUGAGAGAGCUGGACCUGAGCUACAAUCAUCCAGGAGACUCAGGAGUGGAGCUGCUGUCUGCUGGAGUCAAAGAUCCACACUGGAGACUGGACACUCUCAGGGUGGAGCCUGGUGGAGUCCGAUGGUUGACACCAGGUCUGAGCAAGUAUUUCUGUCAACUCACCAUCGACACAAACACAGUGAACGGGAAACUACAACUGUCUGACAACAACAGGAAGGUGGCACUAGUGAAGGAGGAUCAGUCAUAUCCUGAUCAUCCAGACAGAUUUGACCUGUGGCCUCAGCUGCUGUGUAGUAAUGGUCUGACUGGUCGCUGUUAUUCGGAGGUUGAAUGGAGAGGAGACGUUGAAAUAUCAGUGAGUUACAGAGGAAUCGAAAGGAAAGGAGGCAGUGGAGACUGUGUGUUUGUACGCAACAAUCUGUCCUGGAGUCUGAUCUGCUCUGAUGAUGGUUACUCUGUCAAACACAACAACAUAGUAACAUUCAUCUCCUCCUCUGUGUCUCACAGAGUAUCAGUGUAUGUGGACUGUCCUGCUGGGUCUCUGUCCUUCUACAGAGUCUCCUCUGACAAACUGAUCCACCUUCACACCUUCAACACCACAUUCACUGAACCUCUUUAUCCUGGGUUUCUGCUCUAUUCUCCUGGUUCCUCAGUGUCUCUGUGUGAUGUGUCGUAGUGAGAGUUUGAUCCUGUCAUAGAAACGUUAUUACUGUGGAACAUAGUUCAGUCUGUUCAUGUCUGUCUUGUUUCAGAUUCAUGUAUUAAACCAGGUUCUUUCUGAAAGAGUUUCUCAAUGAUUCUUUGUGAACUUCUUCCUCUUCCGUCCUUUAAAUGUGGAAGCUCUGGUAUGGGUGUGAGUAUAUAUCUGAGAGUGCAUGGGUUUCUCGUAUGAUUGACUAGUUGUUUGUGUCUGUGUGAGUGUGUAUGCGUGUGGUGCAGUUGGUGUGGGUGUCCGUUUCCUGCUCGCGGUUGUGGUGGAAAUUUCCCAUAAGGAGGCAGAUGAGAGCGUUGUCUUGAGAUUUAUUUUAAAAAUGAUGGGGAAAGCAAAUCAAAAACAUGGAUGUUGAUCGUGCACAUCAACAACAUCAAGAGCAGCUGGGGAGAUCAGUGCACACACCACGAAGGUGUGAUGCCAAGAGGCCACAAUCCUCAAGUCGUCUCUGCCUUUUAACCCCUUUCUCUGGCCCCGGUGGAAUGUCUCUCCGGGGGCCGUUUCAAGAAGGAGGAUUCACAAACUGAACUCUGAGUUGACUGUUGACUUACACUGAGUUUGCAAACCUGGACUUUUCGGUUUCAGAAGAGGUGAAAAGAGUUUGUUUAAGCAACUCUGAGUUGAUUGACUCAGAGUUAAGCGUGUGCACCGUGACGAUACAAAGCCCUGAUCAAUGGAGUGAAGAUAUUAGUGUCAGGGCGGCGUAGAUGACGGACCCACAUGCACAGCACAAGACGAGGUUUACUGGUGUUACAGAAUGACGUUUAUUCCACAAUGCAGAAUCAAAUCCAGGCAGGGUCAUACACAGGAGGUCUAGCCGGUUAAACAGGAUCAGGCAGAAGCGUAGUCAGGGACAGGCACAGGUCAGACACGAGAGGUGAGUACAAUACCAAAACGGCAGGCGAAGAAUCGUGGUCAGGCAGGCGAGGUCGGUAACAAGCAGAAGCAACAAUCAAGGCAGACAAGGAUCAGGCAGGCUCAGAAUCGGAGGUCAGAACUGGAAACACGGUACACAACAAGGCAGAACUAGAAACGCUGGAAAGUGGUGAUCUCACGCAACAAUCUGGCAACUGGAGUCUGUGAUGGGUGAAUGCUAAAUACCGGUGUUGAUUAGUAAACUGCUAACAGGUGUGCUGAGUGAUCCGGGGACUGAACGGAGAAACAGGAAGUAUACAAAAUAAAACCGGAAGUCCUUUCCGUGUGAAGGGCGGGUGACAAGCCCGGAUGUGACAAUUAGGAGUCACCAUGGCAACAGCACAACAAAAGAGGUCCGGAAAUGGAUAUAAUACCUCAAGCAAAUAGCGACUACAAGCCUAUACUCCGUAGAAAAAGCAACACGGCUGCAGCGGCAAAAGAGAAAGAAUUAGCUUGGAAGAAAAGAAAAGCUGCUCGAGUCAAUGCAUAAGUUUAUACUUUAAUCAUACAGUGUUCAGUGUAAACAAUUACUAAAUGGUUACUAAAAAGUUAGUAUUGUUAUAUUUCACUUGUAAAGUAAAGACUUGUAAAGUAAUUUUUCACUCAUCUAAGGAGUUACUUCAGUAACUGCAUAAAAUACCAAAGUUUGUAUGAAUUAAAAGUACAGUGUUAUGUCUAUGCGUUUUUAAAAUUCCUGUUGUGGUUGAUGUUUAAAGUAAUAAUAAUUCAAUAAUCCAAUACGUUUUAUGGAGAGCAUGUCGUGGAAAUUUGUAAUAAAAGGCAGAUGAGA